Molecule: messenger RNA, 2970 nt
Organism: Parnassius apollo (apollo)
Lineage: Eukaryota; Metazoa; Arthropoda; Insecta; Lepidoptera; Papilionidae
Source: the annotation of a GenBank genome assembly
AUGGCGUUUGCUGGGACAAAUAUUAGUUUGUCCCAGCCGGAUAUCACGCAGAAACUAACGGAGCGCAUAGAUGACCUGAAGCAAAAAAUCGCUGCUUGGGGGAAGCGGAUUCGACGAUUUAGCGAGAGGUCAAGGCGGUUCAACCAGAAUCGUCUCUUUCAGAGUGAUCAGAAGAGGCUCUAUAAAUCAUUGGAGCGACUAGAGGUAUGUGGAGCGGGCCCAGGACCGGAUCAGGCUGACACUGUCGCAUUUUGGCGUGGCCUGUGGUCAGAACCCGUAAACCACAACGAGGGCCCAUGGAUGGAAGUUGUGGCGAGCCAGAGUGCGAGUGUUACGCCUAUGGACCCCGUCACCAUAACGCCAGAAGACGUGGCUGAGGUGGUCCGUAGGGCCCCGAACUGGAAAAGUCCGGGGCUCGACGGACUGCAUCAUUACUGGCUGAAGGGGUUUGUAGUGCGUCACGCUGUGCUCGCCCGACAGUUCCAAGAGGCUCUUAACCAGAAGUCGCUCCCGAGCCUCUUCACUACUGGGAUCACUCAUUUGGUUCCUAAAGAUCAGAAAACCGUUAAAGACCACGAAAUUGAAAACAUCCUCCAAUAUUGGCAGUCGUCGGAAGAGAGUAGCGAGGAUGACGAUUGCGAGGCGAGUCUUAAAGAUUACUAUUCUCAAGUUAUGGACACUGCUUUGGACAACAUGCAAGGUAUUUCGAAUGACGAUUUGUUGCAUAUACUUGAGAGUAGUCCUGCACAAGCACAACUGUUACAAGAAAAUGACCACUAUUUGUCAAAUUCAGACCAGGAGGUUCGGCAUGUCGACAAGAAAUAUAAAUCACAUCUUUUAUCGAAAUCUUUACUUGCUGAUGCAAUGCUAGGUCCAUCACAGGGCGACACAGAAGCUUCAUCUAAGUGUCCACCAAAGCGCACACUAUCUACUUUAAUAUGCAGGUGCAGAGAUUGCUUGUCUCAGCGUCCACCAGCACACGACACACCAGAACCUGUGGCCAGCACAUCACAGUUUUUGAAGACACCGGUACAUCUGGACAAUGCUGUUUCUGGUCAUUCCCAGCUUUCACCUAUGUCUCAGCGUCCACCAGCACACGACACACCAGAACCUGUGGCCAGAACGUCCCAGUUUUUGCAGACACCGGCACAUCUGGAAAAUGCUGUUUUUGGCCCUUCCCAGCUUUCACCAACGCUACCUGGUGCCAGGACAAUCUCACCCGAUGCUUCACCAGAAUAUACAUUUCCGUAUAACACCGCGACAACUUCAUCUCAACAUCUGCCGAAAUCUAAGUUUCCACAUACCAACAAAGAAAGUGUGUCUCAGAGUCUGGGAGAUUGUGAGCAAACUCCUGAGGUUAUAGUUGAACAAGAAGAGAUGGCCAUUUCCUUAGCUCCCGACGAUGAUCAACUUUGUGUGCUACUUGAGCCAACUUAUGCUGAAUUACAGACGAAGCAAAGAAAGUGGAGUACAAAAGUAGGUUACUUUGAAGAUCGUGAUUUUAGUAGACAGUUACAACCUACUACAAAACACGACAACAGAGGUACCCCAUUUGACCAUUUUAUGGAUAUGUUCCCUGAUGAAUUAUUUCAGCUCAUUGUCGAAAACACCAACAAGUAUGCGAUCUUAAAAGGCAGCCAGUUUUGGAAGGAUGUAGACAGUAAUGAAAUUAAGGCAUUCUUGGCUAUAGUGAUUCUUAUGGGAAUUGCCCCACAAUCAGAUAUCGAAUUAUACUGGAAUUCAGACCCAUUUUACAAUAAUCAGGAAAUAUCUAGAACAAUGCCUUGUAAAAGAUUUAAAAAAAUAUUAGAGAAUAUACACGUUUGCGAUAUUACUACUCAUUUACCACAAAAUCAUAAAGAUCAUGAUAAACUUCAAAAAAUAAGGCCAAUGUUGAACAUUUUAAAUAAAACUUUUCAAGAAAACGCUACCAAUUCUCAAUCACAAUCAAUUGAUGAAAGCAUGAUAAAGUUUAAAGGUCGUGAUUCCAAAAAACAGUAUAUGCCGGGUAAACCGAUUAAACGAGGGUACAAGGCGUGGUGUAGAUGUGAUGCGAAAACAGGAUACCUUUACCAAUGUGACAUCUAUACAGGUAAAGAUAAAAAUGCCGACAGUGAAGGACUGGGUUACAGAGUGGUGAAAAAUCUGUGUGUUAACGUACCAAAGGACACAUUGAUAGUCUUUGACAAUUUUUUUUCCUCUGUCGCUCUUUUGGAAUAUUUAUAUUACAAAGGAAUAUUUGCCAUUGGUACUGUUAGACUAUCACGAAAAGGACUUCCUGAAGAUUUUGUCAAAAAAGAAAGUAAGAAAGAACAACUACAACCAGGAGAAUUCACAUACAGAUACUGUCACCCUGUUGGGGUAGUUAAGUGGAAAGAUACUAAAGACGUGACCGUCCUUACAACAGCCGUAAACCCUAGAAAAAUAGAACUAAUAGAAAGAAGACAAAAGAAUGGCGAAAAGAAGAAAAUGUAUUGCCCAUCUGCUAUUGCUGAUUACACCCGAAACAUGGGUGGAGUUGAUCAUUUUGAUCAUUACCGUAGCUCAUACUCCAUUGGACGCAGAUCCAAAAAAACAUGGCCAAGAUUGUUUUGGUUUUUAUUUGAGUGUGCUGUAAUAAAUGCUUAUAUCAUAUAUCAACAUGAAAAUGAAACAAGGAAAAACAUACAUCGAGAUUUUCGUUUGCGUUUGGCCAGAAAAUUAAAGUCUGAGUACAUAAAUAUUCAAAAAGGCAACCCAAUAAUUUGGAAAAAUAAAAAAGGAGGAGUGUUUGGCGUCCCAGAUGAGUUAAGACUGGGUUACAAAGGGCAGCAUUACUUGGAACCCAUGACCACUAGAAAGAGGUGCAAAUUCUGUAGUACGAGACAGAAGGAUACCCGUUCGAAGUACAUGUGCCAAAUAUGUAAGGUGACUCUUUGUGUGUACCCCUGCAUGAUACAUUUUCACCAAACCUCAGAACAACAAUGUUGA